Molecule: messenger RNA, 5519 nt
Organism: Hyla sarda
Lineage: Eukaryota; Metazoa; Chordata; Amphibia; Anura; Hylidae
Gene: NDEL1
Product: nudE neurodevelopment protein 1 like 1
Exons: 10
Coding region: 180-1220 (346 amino acids)
Biological process (GO): cell migration; regulation of neuron projection development; vesicle transport along microtubule
Cellular component (GO): centrosome; kinetochore; kinesin complex
Molecular function (GO): microtubule binding
Source: RefSeq, a predicted model, not a curated record
AAACUACAACUCCCAGUAUGCCCGGACAGCCUUUGGCACUGUGCUGCUAAUCUUGUGUAUCUAACCCUAUUGCGUAUGAUCUCUAAGGAAAAAGAGGAAUUCCUAGAAAUGGCGCUGUGCAGCAGGACAUGAAGAGCUGGUAACGUUGAAAAUGUUUAGUAAACAGGAUUUCCCUCAACAUGGACAAUGAAGAAGUCCCGGAGUUUAUAAGUCCGAAGGAAGAAAUUGUCUACUGGAGAGAAUUAUCCAAGAGAUACAAACAGAGUUACCAAGAAGCACGUGACGAGUUGGUCGAAUUUCAAGAAGGGAGUCGAGAGUUGGAGGCCGAGCUGGAGACGCAGUUGGUGCAGGCCGAGCAGAGGAACAGAGAUUUAAUGGCGGAUAACCAAAGACUCAAAUACGAGGUGGAAUCGCUGAAGGAGAAACUUGAGCAUCAAUACGCACAAAGCUACAAGCAGGUGUCCCUCCUGGAGGAUGAACUGAGUCGGGCCCGGAGUAUCAAGGACCAGCUUCACAAGUACGUCAGGGAGCUGGAACAGGCCAACGACGACCUGGAAAGAGCCAAACGGGCUACAAUUGUGUCUCUGGAAGACUUUGAGCAGCGGCUGAAUCAGGCCAUCGAGAGGAACGCGUUCUUAGAGAGCGAGCUGGACGAAAAAGAGUCAUUGUUGGUGUCUGUACAGAGAUUAAAGGACGAGGCGCGAGAUUUACGGCAAGAACUGGCAGUCCGCGAAAGACAAACCGAUGGAACAAGAAAGUCCGCCCCCAGCUCUCCGACCCUAGACUGCGAGAAGACAGACUCUGCCGUACAAGCCUCGCUUUCUUUACCUGCCACCCCUGUGGGCAAAAUUUCAGACAACAGUUUUACCUCUCCAAAAGGUAUACCAAAUGGAUUUGGUACCACGCCACUAACUCCGUCCGCCAGGAUCUCUGCCCUGAACAUUGUAGGGGACCUUUUAAGAAAAGUGGGUGCCUUAGAAUCCAAGCUUGCAGCAUGCAGGAACUUUGCCAAGGAUCAGGCUUCACGAAAAUCCUACAUCCCCGGCAGCUUGAACAGCAAUAGCAGCAGCAGUAGCAGCAUAUUAAACAGCGGGACAAAGUUCUCCCAUUCGGCGCACACAACGUACUUCGAUAAAGGGGCAAUGAACGGAUACGACCCCCCGGGAAUACUAGGAUCACGGCCUGCCUCUCCCCCCGGAAUGCUCCCCCUCAGUGUAUGAGCGCAGGAGGAACCCCGAGAACGGACUCUUAUCCUUCACUCUUCACGGUUUCUCUCUUUUCUCCGAAAAAGAACAAAAAGAUUUGCUACACUUUAACCUGUUCACUGCCUGUUGGAGGGAGGCGACUCUGCUCCGCCGAGGGGGGGGGUUUACGGACAGGGAAAAAGGAGUUCAGUUGUAUUUACUUGAGCUGGAACUUGAGGCUGCGCAAAAUAUACUCUCUCUCUGCCGCCAUUUUGGAUGCUUGGUAAGCCCCACCCCUGGGACACGGCUUCUGUGUCUUCUUCCUUCCCGUGUCCUGGUUUGCUGUACUGCAGGAGAACUCGGCACAACCACUCAUAGCUUAUAAUAAGUGUGUAUUCACCUCGCCCCUCCGAGGCUUUACGACGCAGCAGGCGGAGACGGUGGACGGUCGCUGGCGUCCCACACCUGCUAAGGAUGCAUCGGGCUUUGGUCCAUAGCCUCUGACUCUAUCCUCCCCACCUCAGACCAAUAUUACAGGGUUGCAGCUCGGCUUGUGUCAAUCAGAACGUCUAUUUUUGUUUGUUUUUCUUCUUUCUCGCCCUCCCUCUUCACCACCUUUUUUUAAACAGUGUUGACAGUGUAACAUCUAUCGGGCAGUGGUGCAUUUUGGGAAAAAUAACAGUACGUGUUACUCCCCAGCCCCUCACCUAUUGUCCUGUGCCUCUAUUCCUGUGGAUGCCUAAAAUGCAAUACCUGCCCUGAUAUAUACAUAGAUGUUACAUGGAGUUGUGCCCCCUUUCCCCCCAAAAAGUAGCGCAGGGUUAGACCGUUAAGACAGCGCCAUCUUCUCUUCAUUGUCUGGAAAACCUAUAAUAUUGAAUUUAAUCGGAUUGUUGCAAUUAGAGAUGAGUGAACUUCUCGGCUUGGCGGUCGCUGACAUUUCCUGCAUAAAUGAGUUCAGCUUUCAGGUGCUCCCGUGGGCUGGAAAAGGUGGAUACAGUCCUAGGAGACUCUUUCCUAGGACUGUAUCCACCUUUUCCAGCCCUCCGGAGCACCUGAAAGCUGAACUAUCCAUACUAUAUUUAUGCAGGAUAAGUCAUCAACUGCCGAGCCGAGAAGUUCGUGACGAAUCUAAUUUACUGUAAGUUCGCUCAUCUCUAGUUGCAAUUUAUACACCAGUCACAUCCAAAGCAGCAUUCAAAACUCCAGGGCUGUGUUCACCUUAAUGGAAUACAGAGGCAUUUUUCUCAUCCGUAUUUUGCUGGUGUGAACCCACCCUAACAGGUCCUGUGGGUUACUAGUAUAGCGGACAAUGUAGCGUUUAUAUCAGGCACUAUACAGGAUGUCGGGGGUCAGUGUGUGCUAUAGUGGUAGUCAGAACACUGCAGCUUUGGUUGUGAGUGGAGUAUAAAACACGAUGUAAGGCUGUGUUCACACUACUGUCGGAUUUGAUGGGCCGAAUAAGGCUGCAUUCACACCACGUUUUUGCAAUACAGUUCCUGUCUCAGGUUUUUGAUGAAAAACGGAUUCCUCAAAGCCGGCCAAAACUAUUAUCAAAACGUGUGUACAAAUUUUAACCCGUAUACGGUUUGAAUAAUGAUGUCCGGUUGCAUCCGUUUAAAAAAAUAAAUAAAUAAAUAAAAGUAUAUGUUUUUAACUUUUCACUCCAUUAUGAAUAAAGUUUCACUUGUUUGAUUGAAAUUCCAAGAAAAAAAAACUGUGCAAAGUCAAAAACCGUAUGGUGCAAACCGGAUAGAACUGUACGCACAUACGGUUCUAUACGGUUCCCAUUGACUCCCAUGUUAAAAAACAAAACAUAUACGGUUUAAUACGGGUUUUUCACCCGGACCAAAAACAGACAAAACCGUACAAGAUGUAAAACAGAUUCAACCGGACAGAUGCAAUGUUUGGCAUACGGUUUUCAAUGGAGAGUCAAUGCAUACGGUUUUCAAUACGGUUUUCAAUACGGUUCUGUGUGGUUUUCACAUUGAAAACGUAUUCGGGAACUGUAUUGCAAAAACGUGGUGUGAAUGCAGAAUGCCGCACUAGUCUUCCCAUCAGAAUGACAGAUCCCGUUAUAAGUCAAUGGGGGGGGGUCCUUUGCAGGGGUCCGACACAGGAACCAUGGCGGUGGUAUGAACAGAGCCCAAAGAAAACAAAGCGUCUGCAGAAGUUACUCAACGUUAUAAGUUAUUCUUACCUAUCCAACGAUGCCCAAAAGUUGAGACCUCUUUUAAUCCCCCCCAAUAUGGCCGCUCCCACAUUAACCUCAUUGCCUACAGUGUAAUCAUUGCAGUAUACCAUUGCCUUGGUUUGGUCAGAAGGACAAGGGGCGUCCAUACAUGAAGCACUUUGCGCGACGCAGUUUCUUAACUGCGUUUAUUUUUGUUGCGCAAAAGCUUUAUGUACAGGCACCCUUGAAAAGAGAAACCUUCGCUAAUAAGGUGCAGGGUAUUGAUUUGGAUAAGCUUUUAUUUUUCAGUAUUGGCGCAGCAGAAGGUAAGCUAUAUAGGCCAAUUUGCACCUUUUUUUUUAAAGGAGAUCUGCAGUCCUAGACACUUAUCCCCUAUCCCCAUGAUCGCAGGGGGUCGGAACGCUAAGCCCCCCCGGGAUCUUCUGUAUGGGGGCCCUGGCUCUCCCGUUGCAGGAGGCAUGUUGGGCGCAGCAUGACGCCGCAGCCGCCAUGCCCCCUCCAUGUAUCUCUAUGCGAGAGGUGUAGAUGCAGCGUUCGUGUAUCCCUGCCUCUCCCAUACAGCUGUAUGGAGGGGACGUGUAGUCGACGUCGACCUCAGUGAGGUCGUCGACACGCGCAUUAGCCGCGCCAAUGCCGGCUCCGUCGGUAGGUCGCUAUGGGUCCCAGCAGUCAGACCCCCCGCGAUCAGACACUUAUCUUCUAUCCUAUGGAUAGGGGAUAAGUGUCUAAAACUGCAGUACUCCUUUAAAGGGGUACUCCCCAGUAAAACAUUUAUUUAUUUAUUUUUUAAUCAACUCGUUACAGAAAGUUAGACAGAUUUGUAAAUUACUUCUAUUAAAAAAUCUUGAUCCUUCCAGUACUUAUAAGCUGUUGUAUGCUGCACAGAAAUGUUUUAUUUUUGAAUUUCCUUUCUGUCUGGUCUGACCACAGUGCUCUCUGCUGACACCUCUGUCCAUUGUAGGAACUGUCCGGAGCAGGAUAUGUUUGCUAUGGGGAUUUUCUUCUACCUUGGACAGUUCCUAAUAUAGACAGAGGUGUCAGCAGAGAGCACUUUGGUCAGACAGAAAGGAAAUUCAAAAAGAAAAGAAAACUUCCUGUGGAGCAUACAGCAGCUUAUAAGUGCAGGAAGGAUUAAGAUUUUUAAAUAGAAGUAAUUUACAAAUCUGUUUAACUUUCUGGCCCCAGUUAAUCAUAAAAAAAAAUUAAAAAAAAAUAUUGUUUUCCAGGGGAGUACCCCUUUAAGGCAUUAGAGCAGCUGUUACAAAACUACAACACCCAACAUGCCCGGACAGCCAACGGCUGUCCGGGCAUGCUGGGAGUUGUAGUUUUGCAACACCGAGAGGCACUCUGCAUUCGAAAAACAUGCCUACUUCCAAAAAAAACAGCACCACACCUGUCUUAGAGGUUGGGUGUGGUAUUGCAGCUCGGCGCCAAAACUUCAAUAUCAGACACAACCAGUAGCAAGGUCUCAUGCUAUUUCUUUUAAUACAAAGGCAGCCAUGUUUUUCUACUAUGGUACAGUGGCCCGCAAGGGUCAAAAAAGAGUGGAUGAAGGUUUCUUUCCAACCAAGGCAAUUGGAAAUAAAAUGGAACCAGCAGGUGCCCACCUACAAAGUAGACAGUAGUCUAAAGAGCACUUUCAGGCCCGGACCCCCUCCCCUUACCCCGAUGGGCAUCGAUUGGUUUGAUAGACGGGUAGUUUUCCUCAUACGACCACUCCUUUUCUCUCUCUCUCUCUUGGAUUUGUCCCUCCGCACAUUAUUUUUUUUAAAGCACACUUAAUUUUAUCCUAGCCCCAAAAAAACCUCUAUCAAGAAUUCAGUCCCCUCCCGUUGUUCUUAUCGUUGGCGUUGUGAUAUGACUGUUUACAUUUUUUGUUUUUUUUUUGUUUUUAUUGUAUAUAGAUUUGUAAACAUAAUAUUUUUUUGGCCUAAGAUAUUUGUACAUAACUUGGGCUUACGUAGUUCUAUAUUUAUUGAAGAUUCUAUACGGCAUGUUCUAAGGACGGCGGACGAAAAGGGUUUCGUCACAGGCGCGGGUAAUAAUAUCGAAAAAAAAAUAAUUUAAAACCCGUCUGUGACCUUUAACGGUUUGUGUGACUGUCGGAAACGGUGGCAAUUUUGGAAAGGAAUAAAAACCAA